This is a messenger RNA of Hermetia illucens (black soldier fly), 654 nucleotides long. RefSeq names its product NADH dehydrogenase [ubiquinone] 1 beta subcomplex subunit 8, mitochondrial (gene ND-ASHI). Gene Ontology annotation, cellular component: mitochondrion. Bases 77 to 598 code for a protein of 173 amino acids. The record is from RefSeq and is a predicted model, not a curated record. The transcript is spliced from 3 exons. Lineage: Eukaryota; Metazoa; Arthropoda; Insecta; Diptera; Stratiomyidae.
CAAACUCAACCCAAAGAAGACACAACCAGCUGAUUGUCUGUCGAACAGUUGUCAUCCGCGAGUUAAUGUCAGAAAAAUGGCUGCUCUCAUAAAAGGCUUGAAAUUCGUGCCGCAGCUAACGAACAGAGGUUCGGCCGUGCUGUAUGUCAGUUCUAGGAACCAUUGGAAUAAGGACUUUAAGCCUGCCCCCUUUCCACAGACUAAGGAGCAACGAGAAGCAGCUGCGAAAAAGUAUAAUUUACUGCCAGAAGAAUACAAACCGUACGCCGAUGAUGGUUUUGGUUAUGGUGACUACCCGAAAUUGCCAACCGUUGGGGCUGAAAUGAAAGAUAAUUUCUAUCCUUACGAUUUUCCGGAGUUAAAGAGGAACUUUAAUGAACCGCUCCACGCUGACGCUGAUUUAUAUGGCGAGGAUCGUUACAGUCAACCGGACACACCACGUUUCGCCAAUAGCACAUAUUUCCUUUCCUUCUUCGGCGUGAUGGCUGGGUGGUUUAUCUUAUAUUACUGGCUCGAGGAUAAGAAAAUGUUCCGACCUGUAUUACCAAAACAAUAUCCAGCGGACGGUAAAACGCAUUAUACCUUUGAAACUAAGUAAUUUAGUCUGUUAAUUAUCAUUUUACCGCUGAAAUAAAGAAGAAAGAGUUGCCUAUA